Puccinia triticina is the source of this 564-nucleotide messenger RNA. RefSeq lists its product as uncharacterized. Bases 1 to 564 code for a protein of 187 amino acids. The transcript has a single exon. The record is from RefSeq and is a predicted model, not a curated record. Lineage: Eukaryota; Fungi; Basidiomycota; Pucciniomycetes; Pucciniales; Pucciniaceae.
AUGUCAGAACAACCUCCCACGAACCCGAGUAGCCCAAAAACAACUAGCACAACAAAUCCGAAAUCGAUUGGCGCUGGAAUCUUUGUCCCACCUUCCAGCCCUGUUCAAUCAAGCCCGCUCAGCUCCCCCCCUCCCUCUUCCCCUGAUCCAAUCAGCUCCACGGACGUGAUUAAUACGCUCAUCCCUCCGAUCAGCCCAAAUUCUGCCAAAUUGCCCCUCCCAGCAAGUCCUCCACACCCAAAACCCCCUCGCUUGUCGCAUUCCAGUACCGCCCAGCCAAAAAUGAAGGAUUCGGCAUCCCAAGCGGUAGUUUCUGCCCCAAAGAAAAUCCCAAGGCCUAAUGAAACUGUCUUAAAGCUCAAGCUAUCCCCCGUCGCCAACAAAAUCCCCUCAAAAUCAUCCAAAUCAUCCAACAAGUACAAAUUGGCGGCCAAGUCCAAAAAGUUUGGGCGGAAGGAAGAUUCAGAUGAUUACAGCGCCCCAACAUCUGACUCAACUCUGUUGGAUGAUGCCGAUGAUGAAAGCGCAGAUGCUGUCAAUAAAUACAAUUCUGAUUCCAAUUAA